CAAAUAACCGCUGCUUUUGCUUGUUUGGUUUGGAGGAAGAGUGAGUGUGCGCGACACAACAGUCCUUCCUUCCCUUGCUUCCACCGACGAUGCAUGAGCACCUGCGGCACGUCCGCAGCCCUGAAGAUGAGGCUGUUGUUGAGGCCUACCUCAAGCAAACCGUCGACGUUGGCCAGCUGAUGUCCAACUUCCUGCUGGAGAAGGCCAAAGCCCAUGUUGCGUACCAGAAGCAGUGCCAAGCACUCGCCCUGCAGGCACGAAAACGGCUGUCUGAGGCAAAAGAUCAGGCCAACUGGCAGCUGAAUGAACUGAGCCCGCUCAUGCGAGCCUGCGACACUGUGCUUGGCGGUGCCGAAAAGGAAGCACUCGAAUACGGCCAAUAUGCAGACAGCCUGCUGGACGUUGCCAAUGCCAUGACACAGUCCCUGAAGGGACGAGAGGAAGCAAUCAAGCUGUUGCUUCAACAGCGCGCCGAACUCGACAAGGAGCUCGCAGCUGCGGAUAAAGACCUGCUGCAGCUGAAGAAAGCAAACGACGGCGCCAUGCACGCGCUGCUGGUUGCGCGGAAGAAUGUUGAUCGUGCACAGGCGUCGAGCGGAAAGACGGACAGGGCGGGACUGAAGGAGGAAACAGCAUUCGAGUUCAAGCGCACCACACACAACGAUUACCUCCUCGGCAUCACGCGCGCAAACACAAUGCGCACCAAACUGCUCUCAUUUGACGUCGUUGAGAUUCUUGAUUCCCUCGAGGAUACACACGCGCGCACGGUGCCGACAUCUCCAAGUGCUCCUGCAUUCAUCACACCACUGCUACUGUGCUGA
Messenger RNA from Salpingoeca rosetta, 821 nucleotides. RefSeq lists its product as uncharacterized. Bases 90 to 821 code for a protein of 243 amino acids. The record is from RefSeq and is a predicted model, not a curated record. The transcript has 9 exons. Lineage: Eukaryota; Choanoflagellata; Craspedida; Salpingoecidae.